Zasmidium cellare ATCC 36951 is the source of this 1575-nucleotide messenger RNA. RefSeq lists its product as uncharacterized. NCBI's taxonomy places the organism in Eukaryota, Fungi, Ascomycota, Dothideomycetes, Mycosphaerellales, Mycosphaerellaceae. Gene Ontology annotation, molecular function: oxidoreductase activity, acting on paired donors, with incorporation or reduction of molecular oxygen; monooxygenase activity; heme binding. The transcript is spliced from 2 exons. Bases 1 to 1575 code for a protein of 524 amino acids. The record is from RefSeq and is a predicted model, not a curated record.
AUGUCAAGUAUCAAUUUACUAGCAGCCGGACUCUUCGCCCUCGCCCUAACCUACACCCUCCACACCAUCUACACCAAACUCACCCACGCCCGCCUCGCGCGCCAACUCCACUGCAAACCCGCCCACAUCCGCCCGCACCGCCUCCCCCUCGGAAUCGACACCUUCCAACGCUACAUGCACGCCGCCUCAACACAAAACUCCCAAAACGACGACCUCGCCGUGUACGAAGAGCUGGGAUGUCGCGCGACAUGGAACCAGAACUUGCUGGGGUUCUGGCAGCAUAUGACGGCGGAUCCGAGGAAUGUGCAGGCGCUGCUGGCGAAUCAGUUUGAGGAUUUUGAGUUGGGGCCCGUGAGGAGGGGGGUGUUUGAGCCGUUGAUUGGGCAUGGGAUUUUUACUAGUGAUGGGAAGGAUUGGGAGCGUUCUCGAGGACUCUUGCGACCUCAGUUCGCACGGGGACAAGUCUCCGAUCUCAACAUGGUCGAAGCUCAUGUGCAGAAUCUUUGGAGACGACUCGACGUUCAGGCUGAUGGGUGGACGAGCACGGUGGACCUAGCACCUCUCUUCUUCAACUUGACGCUCGACUCCGCGACAGAAUUCCUCUUCGGACAGAGCGCCUUGUCACAGCUCGUGCCACUAAGAAAACAAGACAAGGCUGAGGCUCAGAAGUCAACAACCCUGGACUGGUCCGGCUUCGGAAAACACUUCGACGCCGCCAACGCAACCGUCACCAUCCGAAGCAGAUUCCUCGAUCUCUACUUCCUCUACAACCCCCGGUCCUUCCAGAACGACUGCCGCGAAGUGCACAAAUACGUCGAUCACGUCGUAGACGAAGCUUUGAAACGCCACAACAACCCCGGAGGAGAGAAAAACAACCGCUACGUCUUCCUCACCCACCUCCUCAAAGCCACCCAAGACCGCACCGAGCUCCGCUCCCAACUCCUCAACAUCCUCCUCGCCGGCCGCGACACCACCGCGGGCCUCCUCGGCUGGACAUUCUACUACCUCGCCCGACACCCCGACAUCUACACCAAACUCCGCCAAAACAUCCUCCACACCUUCGGCACCGCCACCGACACGAUAACCUUCGAAUCCCUCAAAUCCUGCACCUACCUCCAACACCUCCUCCGCGAGGUCCUCCGCCUCGAACCCCUGGUGCCCGAAAACGCCCGCCGCGCCGUGCGGAACACGACCCUCCCCUCCGGCGGCGGCGCAGACGGCCUCAGUCCCAUCUACAUCCGGCGCGGCGAAGAAGUCGCCUACAACGUCUUCAUCAUGCACCACCGGAAAGACAUCUGGGGGGCUGACGCGGAUGUGUUCCGGCCGGAGCGGUGGGAGGAGAGGAAGAAGGGGGUCGGGUGGGAGUAUUUGCCGUUUAAUGGCGGGCCGAGGAUUUGUUUGGGGCAGCAGUUUGCGUUGACCGAGGCGGGGUAUGUGGUUGUGAGGAUCGUGCAGCGGUUUGAGAGAUUGGAGGGGGUGGAGUUGGGGGAGGGGCCUACGUUGAGGAGGUUUACGGCUACGACGAGUCCGGUGGAGGUGAAGGUGAGGUUAAGGGAGGCUGGAAGAGGUGAGUAG